AUGUACAGCAGAGGGCGGGAUGGACUGCGCAAUCUUGACGUGGCGCUGGAGGCGCUGCGGCAAGGGGCCCUCAAGGAGUCACGCGCAACCCGCGCGGAGGUGAAGCGCUCGAUGCUUCGCGAGGACGUGCGCCGGCAGAACCGGCAGCAGCGGGGGGAAGGAGGGGACGGGUGGCCACCGUCGUCCUCCGCUCCUCCUGUGGACGUGCAUGCCCCCUUCACGGGGUCGGGGCUGCUGUCGACGUCGAGGUCGGUCGGCACUGGGGGAAAUGACACGACCGGCGGCAUGACCGGGCCGGAGGGGCUUCCGGCGUGGUACGACGGCUACUACGCGGCAUCGCCGGGGACGGUAGAGCGGGAGCCGUGGUGCCGUGCGACUACCCCCGCCUCCGGCGAGGAGGAGGAGGAAGAGUGCAGUGUCGCUGGUGCGAUAGAAGAUGGCGAGGAGGGCGCCGUGGUCGUGGACGUCAGUCAGCGUGUAUCGCAGGCAGAGCGCACGCUCUACCCCGUCCUCCUCGCCGAGGUGGCGGCGUGUGCCACAGCCGACGCAGAAAGCAACGGGGGAAGUGUACUGGGGAUGGGCAGUAGUGAGGUGAUCGAGUGGGACGAGCGUGGGGCUCCCGUGCGACUGCGGGGCACCUGGCAGCCGGUCACCCCGCAGGGACUUCUCCCCGUGCCAGGGGCUGCGGAUGAAAGGCGGGAGUCUGUGGGGAGUGGCGUCGUGCCCUCCGGGCGCACCUCCGCAGCGAUGACGGGGACAACGACGCAGUUCAUCAACUUUGACGCGAGGUUGUCUGGUCAGCCCUGCGAGUACACGCGGAAGGAGAACCCGUUGAAGCCGACGCUUAUUGGGGUGAAUCAGCCGCAGGGCCGCGCCCCUCCGUCUCGUCGCCGGGGGUCGCGUGGCGCAAGCGACGGGGGAGCCGUGAGCCGCACGCGGCAGAUUGCGCCAAGCCUGCAUGGCCGAGCCAACGGCACACGCGGCCGCCGCAGGCCACCGCUCUCCACGGAAGGCUCGGCUGUCGCCGAGAGUAGUGCAGGCGCCAUCGCCGGGCGAAUCCGCCAGGCGGUGUUGCAGGGACGAACGGCUCAGCUUGAGGGCCCCAAGAACGGUGUCCGGCGUGGAGGUGGCUCCCCGCCCCUGGUGGACCUUGGCCUUGGCGCCCGCUGCCACGUGGCGUACGCGCCAGACAACGUGGAGUGCGUUGUGGCACAUGUGCUGCGUCCCGUCACGGCGUUCUUCUGCAGCUCCUGUGGGGCCUGCGCCGCGCGAGAUGUUGUGACGGGCCACCCAAGCGCCUGCGCCGCGUGCGGGGCGGCCUUCGAGGAGAUCUCACCGCCACGCCAGCACGCGUGCCUCAUGGACACCGUUGCGGCGGAGAACGAAAACAUUGCCGCCUGGCAAGAGGCGGGUGCGUCGGCGGGACCCCCGACUCCGGUGAGAAAGAAGAAAUGCACAACAGCGACGUCGACGAUGACCCCCACAACCACCAACGUAGAGGCAGGAAGAAGCACCGCGGCUACGGGAACCGGCACGACGUCCACGGCGGUGAAAGUGGCUGCAGGUACGCAAGCCGGCCCCAGUUGCCGCGUUCCCCCUCUCGCCGUGACUGCCGUACAGGGCGUGUAUUUUCUGCACUUAUGGGACCUAGCCACUGCUGCCCAUCACAAGUGA
Messenger RNA from Trypanosoma conorhini, 1674 nucleotides. RefSeq lists its product as uncharacterized. The transcript has a single exon. The record is from RefSeq and is a predicted model, not a curated record. The coding region runs from base 1 to 1674 and encodes 557 amino acids. Lineage: Eukaryota; Euglenozoa; Kinetoplastea; Trypanosomatida; Trypanosomatidae.